AUGUCGGAGAUAGAUGAGCAAGAUGUUCUAGAUGUUUUUCAGACCCACGAUAGGCGCAAGAGGGUGUACAAUAGUCUGGAGAGAAAGGAAAUAGACCCUUUCAAAGAAGAAUAUUUUGCGGCAACAUCUAAUCUUGAACGCAAACAGGUUGUAUGCAAGAUUCUCCCUAAACUAUUUAAUAUUUGGGUUACGACAGGAAGUAGACGUCUGUCUGCAACUCAGGAAUUUGCACAAAAAGAGGCAAAGCGGCUACUUGGUUGGAUUCGGAAUAAUUGGAGAGCACCUCAACCAACCGGUGCUGAACUCAAGGGGAAAAAGCACAAGCGUACUACUGUGCUAUGGCGAACCCGACCCGACGAUGUCUAUAAGGAAAUUGCCUCAAUCCUUGGACUUGAACAUGCCGACAGUACUACACCUUUGGCAUUUGAAACCCGCUCCCGUGCGAUGGGCAAUAUUAUUAGCCGCAUGACUCCGCAAGAAAAACGAGCUCUGGAUAGGGAAGCGGAAACAUUGAAUACAGUUGAGUAUACGGACGAGCAGAAACUAAAGAGGGGGAACAAAUAUGCUUUUAAGAGGCUUGAUGAGGCUGCUACUGUUCAUUGGGCAGAAAUGGGUUUGAUGAAUAUAACAUUUGUUGCAAGGCUCAAUGAAUCGGGCCAGCUCUCUGUCCGAGUUCAUGAUCAAGUUGCUAGUACACUUGGUGUUGUCUCCACUCUGUUUGAGGACCAGAAGCCCGAUGAAGUCACCCAAAUGAAGAGGAUGGUUGCUACAUAUGUUCGUGGGUUGUUAAAUGCUAGAGACAGAAUACGGAAUGGGACCCGCAAUGAAAACACUACUGAAAUAUCUAUCCUUGACCAAGAUCCCGACGGAUUUCCGCUUUUGCCAUCCAACUUUGAUGCAAGUAAAUACAACAAGGAACAGUUGGAAGAGUUGUAUCGUAUGUAUAUGGGGCAGAACUACUCCACCAAUGGCCGUUCUAAACAUGCACCAUUUAAUGCUCUUCAUGAAUAUCAGUCAACAUUUAUUUCACCAGAAUAUUUACCCCCAAAGGUCCGCCUUAAUGCACCCCGCUCAGUCAGUUUAGAUGACCUCCGACGUAUCAUGGACCACAUUUACGCCCGACAAGAAAUAUUUCCACCCAGCCAGGUCUUCCGCUUCCGCAAGGUAAAAAAAUUUAGGAAGGGGGAUGAAACUACCCCAACAAAUUACCCCGACGAAGACUUUCAAUCUGAUGCAGAGAAGCGCCGGGUUCCACCUAAAAAACCAAAAAAAGCAGCUAAAAAGAAGAAUACUGCCGCACCUACGAAACCCGCACCUCUUGAAUCUGCACCACUCCGCAUUGAAGACAUGCAAGGUGCUUCUCAAUUGGUGUCCUUUGAUAGUUUUCAGCCAGUAGAAGCGCCCUCAAAAGCACCACCUCCACCACCUCACACAAAGAUCAAUAUGCAGGAUAUUGACCCAGUUUUGUUGAAUGAAAGUCAAGCAAAUCAAGUUAUAAUUCACACACCCGCACCCGCACCCGCACCCGCACCUGCACCACCCGCACCCGCACCACCCGCACCCACACCCACACCACCUGCACCCGCACCACCUGCACCUGCACCCACACCACCUGCACCUGCAUCGGCACCUGCGCCCACGCCCGCACCUGCACCACCCGCACCUGUACCCGCACCACCUGCAUCCGCACCCGCACACGCACCCACACACGCACCCGCACCCGCACCCGCACCCGCACCCGCACCCGCACCCGCACCCGCACCCGCAGAUGCACACGCACACGCACACGCACAUGCACACGCACAUGCACCCACACCCACACCCACACCCACACCCGCACCCGCACCCACAUCCACAGCACCAACUCUAGUGAUUGGUACUAAUGGAUUGCUUGAUGUUAGUAUUCUGGAGCCUGGGCGGCAUACCAACAAAAACAAAUCUUCCCGACCCAAACCACGUCCGAGAAAAAAGCCAACCACUCCCGAUGAGAUUGCACAGGCUGAAGAGUCAAGACGUUUAUUGGAAGAGGCGCGGCAGAUCGAGGCAUCAUUGCAUAUACCAGCACAUGCAGAUAAGCAAGCAGAAAGUUCAGGUGUGCGAAGAAAGCAUAGAGAGGUAGAUGAGGACCUUAUUCUCUCUGGAAAGCGGGUACGCCGUCAAAGACAAAGAAGCCAUUAG
Psilocybe cubensis is the source of this 2178-nucleotide messenger RNA. RefSeq lists its product as uncharacterized. The coding region runs from base 1 to 2178 and encodes 725 amino acids. The record is from RefSeq and is a predicted model, not a curated record. The transcript has 5 exons. Lineage: Eukaryota; Fungi; Basidiomycota; Agaricomycetes; Agaricales; Agrocybaceae.